This is a messenger RNA of Zygotorulaspora mrakii, 204 nucleotides long. RefSeq names its product Cmi8p (gene CMI8). Lineage: Eukaryota; Fungi; Ascomycota; Saccharomycetes; Saccharomycetales; Saccharomycetaceae. Bases 1 to 204 code for a protein of 67 amino acids. The transcript has a single exon. The record is from RefSeq and is a predicted model, not a curated record.
AUGACAGAUGAGAAAAGUAGUGAACCACCCACAUAUGAGGAAGCUAUGAUGCAGGAUACCGUGCGUCAGACAGAACCUCUGACACCUAGCCUGCCUACUGCACCCAAAGAAAAUGGUGGUGCUUACCAUGUACACAAUCCCCAUUUAAAAUCAACUCGUGGUUAUCCAGGUGGUAACCGGUUGACAUACGGCUCUAAAAGCUAA